This is a messenger RNA of Scaptodrosophila lebanonensis, 4592 nucleotides long. RefSeq names its product transcription initiation factor TFIID subunit 3 (gene Taf3). NCBI's taxonomy places the organism in Eukaryota, Metazoa, Arthropoda, Insecta, Diptera, Drosophilidae. Bases 8 to 4552 code for a protein of 1514 amino acids. Gene Ontology annotation, molecular function: protein heterodimerization activity. The record is from RefSeq and is a predicted model, not a curated record. The transcript has 7 exons. Gene Ontology annotation, cellular component: transcription factor TFIID complex.
CAAGAAAAUGACAGAUAAAUAUUGUGCGGAUCUGUUACGCAUCGCUGUUGCUCAAAUAUCACAAACUAUUGGCUACAGUAGCGCCCAAACUGCGCCCUUAGAGCUAUUGCAAGAUGUUUUACACAAAUUUUUACAAGAGUUCGCCCGUGACCUGCAUAGCCAGACGGAGCAUGCGAAUCGCAUUGAACCAAACCUGAAGGAUACACAUCUCAGCUUAAAGAGUCUGAACAUCAAUAUCCCAGAUCUGCUAGACUACAUAGGCAAUGUCGAACCGGUGCAAUUUGCACAGGAGAUCCCACAGUUUCCGGUAAAGAGAAACUCAAAUAUGAAUUUCCUCAAGCCGGGCAGUUCGGAAACACUGACACGACCCGUACACAUAUAUGAGCAUUUACCACCCAUGCUUCCAACAGAGCCAACUUCAUCUGGGCAUUCGUCGGCUGGUUGCAGUGGCAAUCAAUUGGAGCAGGGUGACAUGGUGCCGGCAUCUGCACUAGAAGCAGGAGGGGAGGUAACCUUACCAAAUGGCAGCAAAAGUAUCAGUAGUCCGUCUCCCUUCCCAUCGUCCCAAUUAUUUCCAUCACAAGAGCCAAAUGCUGACAUUCCAUCAACAAACGCAACUCCAUGGAGUAAUUCUGUCGACGCAGGCAUGCCGCUUCACCCAUCUGCACGUAACUUGGAUGUGGAGGGAGGUGCUACACGUGAAAUCAGUAGUGUAGUAAUGACAACAGGAGGAUAUAUUUCACCAGCAAUCGAAGGAAAGCUGCCUAGUGCCUUUGUACCUGAUAUUAUUGACAAAUUCAAAGGUCUGGAUGUACCACCUCCAUCGCCACCACCGCCACCACUACAAACCAUCAAUUCUAUUGGAAAUGAUACACCCAUUGAUUCAACAAUUUCAAAAGAUGUAAUUUCAAUGCAGCCCAUGCCUACCGAAACACAUGGUGUGCCCACCGAAGGGGCAACAAAUGUCGAUAAAAAGGAGCCAACUGUAACCCCAAUUGCAGAAGUUAAGCCAAUGGUGGCAGACAUAAAACUUAAGAAGAAAAACAAAAAACGGCCUCUCCCACGCAUUCCUUGGCCAUUAGAGCAAUCUGCAAACAACAAAGCUCUAGAGAAAGCUCAAAAAAAGGCUUUGAAAAAAGCAUUAAAGCUGUCUAAAUCAAAAGAUACAAUGGACCCCAGCGGCAAUCCUCAAAAACCAAAGGCCGCAUUUCGGGAGAUACCUCAACUGCAAAAAUUGUCGACUCUAGGAGAUAAGCAGGCCAAACAGCGACUUAAGCAACUAAGGAAGGAGCAUUUACAGCAAGUGAGAAAGAAGCAAAUGCAUCAGGAAAAGGAAAUGAUAAAGCAAUUGAAGGGACAGAAUCUACAAAUGCAGCAGCAACCUACAUUAUCCACACCGUUGCCCUUCUAUGGGCACCUUCCAGGUAUAAUGCAUCACAUUUCAUCAGAAGAUAUAGCGGCGAACAAACCACCGAUUGUUUUUGGAAACACUGACAACACUAUGCAGCCAAUGGCAACACAAAUUCCGAAAACACAGGUAGAAAGCAAAGAUAUGGUUGCUGCAGCGUUAGCAAGAGAAGCAUGCCAAACAGAUGAAGGGGCAAUGCCGCCGGAAAUAAAACUUCCCAGCGAACCAGAUCGCAAUAAGCUAAAUAUUUUUAAGAAGCUGUCGAAGGCCAAAGUCAAAGCGGCUCUCUCUCCCACUCUUCCUAUGGGUCUAUCUACGAAUAUCUUUGGCAACAAUUUUAAUGGAACACCGUUAAUAAAUCUGCCAUCUGGCACCACCAUAACACCAGCACCUGCAUUACCUAUUCCUAACGUGGGCGGAUUUGUAUCUGUGACGCCAAAUUCUAUACCUCACUUGCGACAACCCAACAUGAUGGCCACAGAUCUCUCAAAGCCCAAGAAACGUGGUCGAAAACCAGGCAGCAGAAAUCAGGCAAAACUCUUAACUACCGAUGCUUUGGGUUCACCUAUGCAACCAGCAAAGAAAGUCAGAUACAAUAAGAUGAAUGCAAUACCGUUUGAACAAGGCGUUAUUCAAAUGAAUGAAGCCCAACUGAUCCCGGAAUUGACGCCCAUGGAGCCAUUAAACUUAAGCAACAUUGACGAAUUCCAAGUUGGUGAACCGGCGCAAUUCUUACCGAGUAACCCCCCGUUGGCCCCAGUACCCAAUCAGGAAACUUUGAAACCCAAAACAAAAGAGAAAAAAGAACGGAAAAAGUACAAAUCAAAAUAUAAUCCUCUUGGUUUAAAAACGGAUGAAAGUUUCCCCAUGGAAGCUAUCCCAGCAGAUGCAGUAAACAAGAAAAUGCCGCCGGUCGUAAACCAUGUUACAGAUAAUAUCACACUUAUACCACCAAGCAAAGCUGCGAAUUCUGCUAAAUCUCCCGGCAAUACUAAGAAACGAAAUCCAAAUAUUUUGUCACCAAUCGUUAGUAGAGACCACAAUAUUGGUAUCUCCGAUACACUGAUACCCAUGCAGCCCAUCCCUUUGUUGCCCAUGCCUUUGCUGUCCUUUCCGCCAAGACCAGGCCUAAUACCGUCGGGCCCUGGACUCUUUCCGACUCCAGGUCUCAACAGUUUCGGACCAAACAUGCUUUUACCACAAUUUAUGGCAUCCCCCGGAAGUGCAAAUAACGUUUCACGAACUAACAUCGAACCGCCUGAAACCAAGCUGCCUAACUUGAUGAAAGCUCCACUCCCGGAGUCACAACCAGAGCGAAGCUUUUGCAAUGUCGCACCUCUGAUUCCUGGUUACAUGAAACGCAUCAUUGGAGAUAAUCAAAUCGUAUCAACACCGAUGUCGGAAUUUGACUCCUCAGCGUCCAUAUCCGGAUCGUCGCAAUCGAACACUCUUCGUUUCUUUGAGGAAACUAAGCCGAAAGCUAUGCUGUCAACACCAUCUGGCACAGGCAAUCUGGGUGAUCCAAUUGAAGUGUCCGACGAUUCGGAUGAAUCAAAUGCUGUUAAAAAGCAACCGCCUCCAAAACCAUCGCCAACAAACUUUUCUUUCGCACAUACACACAACACAAAAUCAAACUUAAUUCAGCCACCAAAUCUUCCAUACGGACCGCCCCAAGUUGCCGAUGUGCAUCAUACAUUGACUCCACUUCCAUCUCCAAUUCCAGAAGCCAAAAAGAUCAAGAAGCAGGCUAAACAGACGACUUCACUCAAACUAAAUCAGCAGGAAGCCAGUAUCCCCUCUAGUUCUAAUACCCCUUUUGACCUAAAUUUCAUGGGUGGCAGCGAUAAAUUUUGUCUAGCUGGAGGCGCCGAUCUAAUUCCUUUGUCGCGUGAGGAUAGUGGGUUGGCGUAUUCUUCAAGAACAGUACCAGCUACAAGUUUGGCGGCUGGCGCAACCUCUGGCUCCAUAACUCUUCCAACCUCUACUCAAGUGACCAACAUCUCGGUUGAUCAGUCUGGCAUGAUGCCCAAUUAUGAGAGAUCGGGAAACUAUGACGAUGUCACAAUUACGCCAACCAAUGUUAUGAGUCUAGACCUAAUGAAAAGUCGGAACAAGGAACACAAGAAACUCAAAAAGCCAAAGGAGGGCAAGGACGGAAAAAUUAAGAAGAAGAAAGACAAGAAAGAUAAGUCUAAGAAUAAAGAACGCAGCGAAGAAAAGCAUCUUCAUAAGAGUGACAAAAUCAAAGCUCUAGAUAAGAAACCGAAGAAGGAUAAAAAGAAAAUAAAACAGGGCGUAGGUGAUGCAAUGGUUAUGAUGAAACCACAAGAACCACCUAUCGGUGCGCUUGAAGCAAUACCUCUGUUUGAACCCAUCAGCGUCGAACCGCCCUCCUUUGUUGGUCCCGAGCCUUUAGCGACGGGACACAUUUCACCCAAGAUGGAGCUAUCACCCAAUCAGGUCCCGAAGCUGACUUUAAAACUAGAUCGUAAAUCCACACCGCUGCCGAUUGAAGAACCACAAGAGACAAGCAGCCAUGCGACCGCAGUUCCAAGCAAACGAGACCAAUCCCCAGAGCUAGCACGUUUCUCACCUCUUGUCACUGGGCCUCCAAAGCCCAAACAAAGUGAAACCAAUCAGCAACCACUUGGCCUCUCACUAGCCACAGCUGCCUCACUCUGCACUGGCGUCUCCAGCACCAUCCCAAUCAAUCCGAGCACCCAAACGAUGCCAGCGAGCUCCGUCCUGCUACCUCAUCAACUGUUGCCACCACCCAAGCCGAUGCCUAGCGGCGCACUCGGAUCUGCUGCUGGACCACCCGGUAGUAGUACUAGCAUGGCUGUUUCGCCGCCAAAAAUCGAUGGUACCCCACAGGUACUUCAAACACAAAUUGCUAAAUCAAACCGCCCAUCAUCCUAUGUAGAUGCUGAAGGUAAUCGCAUUUGGAUAUGCCCAGCAUGCGGCAAGGUGGACGAUGGCUCGGCAAUGAUUGGUUGUGAUGGCUGCGAUGCGUGGUAUCAUUGGGUCUGCGUUGGCAUAUUUGUGGAGCCCAAGGACAACGAGGAUUGGUUCUGUCGUGUCUGCAUCACCAGAAAGCGAGUCCAUGGAUCCGAUAAAAAGCGCAAGCGUAACAAGAAGAAGUAAAAGUAAAACACACACUCUUUCACACAUUACAUAUUGAUUA